UUUAAUCGCAUUUUCCCACUGUACUAUUCACUCGGGAUCAGCACGAGAUAAAACCUAACCCGAUUCGCCUCGAAGCUCAGAUGUUUUUCCCUGUGUGUUCGCUUCUGCGACAGAGAACCGUUUGACCGCGUUGUUGUUGCUCCGUAAUCUGCUCGCUCCUUUCCACUGUAUCCGUGUCCGGUGCAGUGGAGAAGAAAAGGAACAAUCGCCAUGGACAAGAGCCACACAGUGAAGCUCUUUGUGGGCAACCUGGCGUUGGACACCACGCAGGAGGAGCUGUCGGCCAUCUUCGAACCCUACGGCCAGGUGGUCAGCUGCAGCGUGCUGCGGCAGUUCGCCUUCGUGCACCUGCAGGGCGAGGGCGCCGCCGAGCGCGCCAUCCGCGAGCUCAACGGGCGGGAGUUCCGCGGUCGGAAUCUGGUGGUGGAGGAGUCGAGGGGGAGGCCGCUGCACUCCACCAAGGUGUUUGUGGGUAACCUGAGUGGCAUGUGCACCACGGAGGAUCUACAGCAGCUGUUCCAGACGUUCGGGAAAGUUCUCGAGUGCGACAAAGUCAAAGCCAGGCAUUCCUCUUCCACAGGCUACGCCUUUGUGCACAUGGAAAACAAGGAGGAUGCUCUCCAGGCCAUCGAGGCCCUGCACGGCACCUCAUUUAAGGGACGCCCCCUGUCUGUCGAGCUGUCCAAGGUCCAGCCCAGCAAGCAGGCACCUACAGGGAAAAUCCCCUGUGUGAACUGUGGGAAGCAGGGCCACUACGCUGGAGAAUGCCCCGUGGGGAAGCCGUCUCUGGAGCAGUACCAGAGUCAAGCGGCCGUGCUGGCCGCUGCUGCCGCCGCAGCCGCUGGGCUACCCCUCCAGGUCCAGCAGAGCGUGCACAACUCGGUCUACAACACCACCUCCUUCGACCCCACGUAUGCGGCUCUCACUGGAAUCACCACGGGCACACGCACGGAUGGCAACCCGGUCAACCCGGCGGUUUAUGGUGCCCUUGCCAGCCAGGUGUAUGGCGCCAACGUUGCCAAUCAGCUUUACGGUUCGGUGGCCAAUCAGGCGGCUCUUACGUCCGCCGCCACCCAAGUGUACAGCUCAAUGACGCCCAACAUCUACGGCCAGGUGGCUGCUUCCCCGGCAGCUGCUGCCGCCGCUGCCGCCGCUGCCUACUCCACUCCAGUUUACACCCCAACUGUCGGCAACCACCAGGUCUACCUGACCGCUGCUCCUGGGAUCGAGAUGCCAGCAGCCGCAGCUGCAGUGAACACCGCCUACUCCGUAGCGCCAGCGAUCUAUGGCGCCGCCACGCCGGCUUAUGCUCACAUCAGCGCCAUGGGAGCAGCGGACCCCACCACGGCCAUCUUUGAGGCAGCAAGACAGGCACAUUACUUUGCCCAAGGCCAGCAGGUUGUGGCCGAGCAGCAGUCGGCAGCGGUGGCCGCAGCAAAAUCUGGUGAGAGGGACCGCAGUCCCCUACGGAGGUCAGCACCCCUGCUACCAGACCCCGUAUUGAAGCCGUUCAUUUACCAGAGAGCCAAGCCGCGCCGCCCGCUGCUCCCGACCCCAGCAGGUCGAGCAGCAGAAGAGGCUGUUGAGGCUGUCGAGGACCCCAUGGCCAGGUACUAUGCCGAGUACUACCAGCAGCUGCAGCAGUACCCCCAGUUCCAGUACGCCUACCCGCCGCCGAGCGCCAUGACGGCCAUCGCCGGCAUGCCGGGAAUGUCGGCCAUGCAGAUGCCCACCAUGUCCGCGAUGUCGGCUCAGCAGGUCGCCGCGCUGGACGCCCUCAGGCCAGUGGUCCCCACCGCCGCGGCAGUGGCAGCCGCCAUGGCCGCGCCCAGGGUGUAUGAGCCGCCGUUGCCGCCGCCCACGCGCAAGGAGGCCAUCCUCCGCCGCCCCGAACUCUCCCUUCACACGCCUGAGCCCCCCUUCCGAUAGCCACACGCAACUCUCUGCCCCCUCCCAUCCCUCCCUCUCUGCCCUGAACACCCCCACACAUUUCCUCCUCCUCCUUCUCCUCCUCCUCCUCCUCCACCCCAAACUCGACCACCUUACAGCAGCUGUAUACGUGUGUGUGAAUGUACGAGUGUGCGUCGGGAUGUGGGGUCGGGUUUGGAAACUUCUCCCUGGGUUUAUUAACCUGCUCUAUGAGGGACUUGGCGAGCUGACCUGGGUCUUGUUCGCACACACGCAGUGCAGCCAUGGAAAGCUCUCGUCUGUUGUACGGGCAUUAUUUCCGCUUCUCCGGUUUUUUUUGUGUGUGUGUGUGUUUCCUUUAUCGUGCCAGUCUCACACUUGUGCCAGUAUUAGACCGACCCUGUCGGUUGUUUCCAUAUGCCUUUAUUUCUUCAAGCCAGUUUUGAUUUUUCUACGGCCAAAUCUACGACACGUUGGUUUUGGAAUCAGUCAUCACUUCCUCACUCGGGUCCGGGUCAGACUCUCCACGUUCACGCAGUCACACUCCAGGCUCAUUCUUCCCGGAGCACGGCAUUAUUUCCCAGUCCAAUUGGUGGUUUGUUUGGGAAUAAUAAUAAUCAUUUAGAAGAAAGAAAAGAUGGUAACCAUGGAAACUUGCUCCAGUUUAUAUGAGGAAGCCCACUGGUUUCUAAACAUUUACAGAGAACAUGAAGGAACAGAAACGAGGGCACAUCUCCUGCUGCUGAAAUGCAACGUGAGAUGCAGUGCGGCCCCCGUUAGAGUGCGAACAGAACCACGGGGAUGUACAGCAAGUGGCUCUCGACGGAUGCGGGACGCGGCGAGUGUGACCCGGCUCCUCUUUCGGGCCUAGAUGAUCAGUCAGGGCAGCUAAUUUGAAACCUUUUUUGCCUUAUGAUUUCUAAUGUAAUCAGAUGGGACGUUCAGAAAAACCACAUUGUUUACUGGCUGCACUGCAAUGUGUCCCAACAGGAUCGAGGUUGACGUGCUGUGGUGGGUG
This is a messenger RNA of Solea senegalensis (Senegalese sole), 2926 nucleotides long. RefSeq names its product RNA binding motif protein 14b (gene rbm14b). Gene Ontology annotation, molecular function: mRNA binding; zinc ion binding. Lineage: Eukaryota; Metazoa; Chordata; Actinopteri; Pleuronectiformes; Soleidae. The transcript has 4 exons. Bases 211 to 1929 code for a protein of 572 amino acids. The record is from RefSeq and is a predicted model, not a curated record. Gene Ontology annotation, cellular component: cytosol.